Messenger RNA from Vicia faba (fava bean), 1140 nucleotides. The record is from the annotation of a GenBank genome assembly. NCBI's taxonomy places the organism in Eukaryota, Viridiplantae, Streptophyta, Magnoliopsida, Fabales, Fabaceae.
AUGCUCAGACUAGUCACCUUAUUACUGGAAUUAAAGAUGCAAAAACAGAUCAACAAGUCUAGAAAUCAAAGUUUUAGGUACAUAGUGGACAGAAUCAGAGAUAAACUCCAAAGUUGGAAGGAAAAGACUCUAUCCUAUGCUGGCAUAGUAACUCUUAUAAAAUCUAUUUCUCAAGCUAUUCCAAAGUCAUUGGUUCUUAUUAUUGCAAUAUCCAUCACCAUUGGAACACUCUACCUUGUUUUUAGGCCAAAGCUUCCUAAAUACUCAGUAGACAGAUUGAGAAUAGCACAGUUCAAUCUGUCUGAUAAUAACAAUCUUUUUGUUACCUUCGAUGUAACAGUAACUGCUAGAAAUCCAAACAAGAAGAUUGGAAUAUAUUAUGUAAGUGGAAGCAAUAUAAGUGCUUUAUAUAAAGAAACAGAAUUAUGUGAAGGGUCUUUGCCGAAUUUCUAUCAGGGUCAUCGGAAUAUAACCGUGCUUAAUCUACCUUUAACAGGUCAAACACAAGAUGCAACUGGUUUAGUAAAUACUUUGCAGCAGCAGCUGCAAGAGAAAGGUAAUUUACCUCAGAAUAUUAAGGUGAAUCAAAAUGUGAGGGUUAAGAUUGGUAAGUUGAAGCUGUUUAAACUUAUUCUCUUUGUAGAAUCAAAACUUCUGAAAAAGGAAGAAGAGAAAACUAUACUGCCCCAAAUUUCUAAGGUGCUUUCAACUAAAGAUGCCUCGGGUAGUGGAGAAUAUGAAACUUCAGGAUCUAGUGGGUAUGGUACUGGUAGUGCUGUUGGGCUUACAGGAAUUAUGGUGGCAAAGUCAACAGAGUUUUCAUAUCAAGAACUAGCUAAGGCUAUAAAUAACUUUAGUUUGGAUAAUAAAAUUGGUCAAGGUGGAUUCGUAGUUGUCUAUUAUGCCGAACUCCGAGGCGAGGUCUUAACACAUGUUCAUCAUUUGAAUCUGGUGAGGUUGAUUGGAUAUUGUGUUGAGGGAUCGCUUUUCCUUGUAUACGAACAUAUUGAUAAUGGAAACUUGGGUCAAUAUUUGCAAGGUUUAGGUAAGAUCAGCAAGAACAUGUUAUUGGAGAUGAAGAAGAACACUUACUUGGAGAUGAAGAAGAACACGUUAUUGAUAAAUGACAGCGAUUUAUGA